This is a messenger RNA of Eupeodes corollae, 886 nucleotides long. RefSeq lists its product as uncharacterized. Bases 110 to 775 code for a protein of 221 amino acids. The transcript has a single exon. Lineage: Eukaryota; Metazoa; Arthropoda; Insecta; Diptera; Syrphidae. The record is from RefSeq and is a predicted model, not a curated record.
GUCAACAUAAACACACAAAUUUAAUGUCAACAAUUUUGUGGGUGUUAAAUAGCCGAUUAUUAAAAUAAUUUUCUUUUUUUGAUUCCGUAAUAAAAUUAAAUUAAAAAUAAUGUCGGCAUUUUAUCUCAAAAACGAACAACGUGAACAUCUUAAGCUUGUACGUGAAAAAUCGCCCGAAGAUGUUGUAGAACUAUGCAAGUCUGCCUUCGAAUAUUUAACAAAUGGUCCAAACAGCACCAAGUACGAUUUGUUGGCCAAAAAGCACUCAACCUCCGCAGAGAAAGUACGUGCAUCGAUCGAAGCUCUUAUAUGCCUCCUUAUUGAUGCAACCAAAGCAAAUGUAACCGAUGAAGACUUUGACAAUUUGAGAAAGGACGGAUUUUCUUCUGAUCAUGUUGCGAUUUUAAUGCAAUUCGUCACAAGCAAAAGAUCUUUUGUUGAGAGUUCAAUAAAAUGGGCCAAUAUAAAAGCAUAUCGCUUGAUAAAUUUAGAAUGGAGACUUGAAGUAAAAAUAUCAUCGAGGAGUUUGUUAAAUCAGAAUACAGUUAUGGUAACAAUGAAGCUUAAUUUACACACAGAACCUAAAAGUGAAAAUCGCGAAUUGAUAAACUUUGAAGACAGUAAAAUAGUUCAUGAGAAUGAGGCGAAAAAUCGAAAGGAUAUUAUAGUCCAAACAGAUAUUAAUAAUCUUUUGCAUAUUAUUGAUGUAUUGGAACAUGCUAUGCUGGAAUCGAAGAGCCGACGCAUCAGGAAUCUCGCUGGAGCAAUUCAUUAGAGAAGAUACAUUCCAAAGCGUAUUAUACAUAUUUUCUUAGUUUUAGUUUUUAAAAUUGUUGAAAUAGACGUAGUUAAGAUAAAUAAAUAAUUGAAAAUAAGUUUUAUUUAA